Oryza brachyantha (malo sina) is the source of this 1405-nucleotide messenger RNA. Its product is annotated as josephin-like protein. The record is from RefSeq and is a predicted model, not a curated record. Lineage: Eukaryota; Viridiplantae; Streptophyta; Magnoliopsida; Poales; Poaceae. The transcript is spliced from 2 exons. Gene Ontology annotation, molecular function: cysteine-type deubiquitinase activity. Gene Ontology annotation, biological process: protein deubiquitination. Bases 222 to 824 code for a protein of 200 amino acids.
GGGUCCGGACUCUUGACUUCGGGACUCGGCGAAUCUCCCGUUUGCUGUUUCGUUGGUAAAGAAGGGAGGACGACCAGAGGUUCCUGCCGGGGUAUCGACGCGGCGGCGGCGAGCCGGCGACGACGACGAGUUGGGAGAGCGGCGAGAAGAAAGGGGAGGGAUCUGCUGUGAUCAUUCCUUCGAACCCAAACCCUCUCUUCUCCUUCCUACACCGUCUCAUCAUGCAACCGGGAGCCAAAUCAGAGGCAGACCAAGACGAGGAGGGAUCCAGUGCGAGGGUAGGCAGCGGUGGCGGCGGGAGCAAGGUGUAUCACGAAAGGCAGCGGCUGCAGUUCUGUCUUCUCCACGCCCUCAACAACCUUAUGCAGGCAAAGGAAUCUUUCACCCGAGCUGAGUUGGAUGGCAUUGCUGAAAAUCUUGUUCGUGUGGAUCCAAAUAAAGUGCAAUGGACUCCUCUUUCAAUGAUUUUUAAGCCCCAUCACAAUGUAUUCACUGGGAACUAUGAUGUAAAUGUACUUAUCACAGCAUUGGAAUCUAGAAAGAAGAAGGUAGUCUGGCAUGAUCAUCGGAAGGGGGCGUCUUCAAUCGAUCUGGAUGCAGAAGCAUUGGUUGGUCUGAUGAUCAAUGUUCCCGUCAGGAGGUUGAGAGGGCUUUGGACUGGAAGGCAUUGGUUGGCAAUUAGAAGCAUCAACGGUACUUGGUUUAAUUUGGACAGUGAUUUUUCCGCACCCAAGGAAUUUCAGGACAAAGGAGAACUAAUUGCAUUUCUAGACAGCAUUCUCAGUCAAGGUGGAGAAGUCAUGAUUGUGCUGCGAGAUGAAUAACUGCACUGCUUCUACAGCAAUAGCUUCUCUUCUCUGGCUUGCAGUUGUUACCAGUACUUAAAGACUGAUAUCGUGGUGAAGUUGCGACUUCAUUGCUAAGCGUAAUGGACAGCUGAUGAGUUUCUGCUACUGUGAACUGUCGCUGUCCAGAUCAAAAGGGCAAGCCCUGUUCCAUUUCUUCACGGUUCAUGACCCUUCUGUAGAUCGGUUAUCAUCAUAUCAUGUGAGCAAAAUGCCAACCAAAUUAUUUAGAGACAGAAAAUGUGCUUGCUAAUAAACUGUCAGUUUUGCGUUCUUCGCAGAGGGAGUUAUGCUGUGUUCUUAAUUGUCAACGAGAACAUGUGCUGUUUGCAUGGAAAUUACCCGUUUUCUUGGCGGAAGGCAUUGUGUUGAUGCUUGAUUUGAUAGAGUGAUUUGCUGCGGUAGUUGGAUGUGUCCUGUAGAAAUCAGAUUAGGUCGGCAUUUUGGCGCGCUCGUACAAUUUUCAGUUUACUACCUCCGGUGAAAGAGGUAGUAUUUAAAUGUAUAGCCAAAAUCUCAUAGUAUGGGAUACUAUAUUGACAAAAUUCUUAGGCCCUGUU